Astyanax mexicanus (Mexican tetra) is the source of this 2652-nucleotide messenger RNA. It is a transcript of the gene znf750, whose product is annotated as zinc finger protein 750. The coding region runs from base 27 to 1913 and encodes 628 amino acids. Lineage: Eukaryota; Metazoa; Chordata; Actinopteri; Characiformes; Acestrorhamphidae. Gene Ontology annotation, molecular function: DNA-binding transcription activator activity, RNA polymerase II-specific; promoter-specific chromatin binding; RNA polymerase II cis-regulatory region sequence-specific DNA binding. The record is from RefSeq and is a predicted model, not a curated record. Gene Ontology annotation, biological process: epidermis development; positive regulation of transcription by RNA polymerase II. The transcript has 2 exons. Gene Ontology annotation, cellular component: nucleus.
GGCUGACCAAUCACAACGGCGCCAACAUGGAAACUCCGCCAGAAAGAAAGCCAAAGAAACCCCACUACAUCCCCCGUCCUCCAGGCAAGCCCUUCAAAUACCAGUGCUUCCAGUGUCCCUUCACUUGCAACAUCAAGUCCCAUCUCUUCAACCACAUGAAGUACAACCUGUGCAAGAACUCCAUCUCUCUGGUGUCUCAGCGAGGGGAGCAGACAGGAAGAUCUGCCAAAGUUCCACAAUGCAGCAACCCAACCAGUCAGAUCAUAGCGGCAGGACCUUCAAGGCUUGCUAAACCGAGCCCAACCCAGCCGGGCAACAAAAUACAAGUGGAAAGGAUCACAGACUUGACUGGCGAAGAGGUGCAAGAGGGAGUCCAGAAGACGAGAGCAGAAAACGGAACGAGUCCUGCGAAGACAAGUCAAGAAACUGCCACAGAGCUGAACAAAGCUGAAAGCAGUGAUCAGGAAGCAUGCAUAGAAAACGGGAUCAAGCACACUUCCACGUCUGCCUUCUCUCCAGUGCCACGGAAAUCCGAAAGCGAGACUCAAUCUUUGCUUCGGCAAAAAGCAGAAGAUCCCUCUCUUCUGCAAGUCCCUCCUUCCUUCCACGUACUGCCAAACUGGGGUCAGCAAACCACUACUCCACCCCUUAAACCUCUUGUACCCCAAUCGAUUGGAGACUAUCCUCCAUACGUGAUGCCUGAAAGACCACCUCAUGCCCUCUACCAACCGUACCUUUCAAGCCAGAAUAGUUCCCAUCGCCUGACUCACCAAGACCACCAGAGACCUUUGGUGCCAGCACCUCUUCUUCCACCCAAUCCAUCCCUGAUCCCUCCAUACCACUACAGAUACAGCCAAUCCUUUCUUCCAGUCCCACCGCUACCUUACAACCUUUAUUCUGUUCAUGAGCAGCCUCCAUCCUUGCAAGCACUGAGGUAUCUUCCAGUGGAGAUGUACCCUCAUGGCUUUGAUCCCAGGAUCUACGGAGGGUACAGCUAUUUGCACCCAGGCUCCUACAGCAGGCAAGCUGAAGCGAGGGGGAGCCAGCAACAUGGAGGUGACCGGACAACACGGCAGAGUCCAUUGGCAGGUUGUGCCGCUUCUGGGUCACCAGACAGGCCUAGUACUGUAGAUUUAACCCAGAAGAACAUGAUCAACACUGAGCACGCAAUCCAAGGACAACAACUGCAAUCAAGCUGCCAAUCUUCAGACUGCACCUCUUCCAGACAGGGGCCAAUCGCAGACUUGUCUAGGAGUUCCGCAUGUAGUCAACGGCAAGAGAGCGGCGUAGAAAAGCAAAAAAGGGACAACAUACAAAACACCACCCUACAAAGACACUCCAGCUUCUCUUCAGAAGAAGCAGAAGAUGAGGAGAGCAACGAUGAAGGAGCUCCUCUAAAUCUAUCGAAAAGGAAUCAGAACGUACCCACCGCAGCCAACCACGACUCUGAUAUCAACUCUAACUCAGACAGCAGUGAAGAAGAGGAUGUUCCUCUCAACCUCUGUCUCCGUGCCCAAUCCUGCAGCCAGACCCAGCCUGCUCCAACAGGCACAGAGGUUCCAGAACAAACGGGUAGCAAGAACGGUCAGCCCUAUGAACAAGCGUUAAUAAGUCCAACUGAACAAGAUCAGAGCGAGCGCAGGCACUCGGCAGCUUUUGCGUUGUGCCAGCUAGCCAGUUCUAGUAACGUAAGUGCUUCCGACAGUCCAUCGACUCCACAAGAAGUCUCGGAAGACCAAAAAAGCUCCCAACAACUUUCCAUUCAGGACACUACUCACAUGAAUGACCCCAAAAAGAACACUCCAUCCCAGGGGCAGAAACGAGCAAGCAAUGGAACCACGAAAAAGACCAGCAAGAGACCAAGGUUGAAGGAGCCAGUUCGGGCGCAAAGAAAACGGAUGCAGAACUGCUGAUUUAGAGCAAAAAUUUUGAGUCACAAGGUCAAGAAAACAUGUUUGAUAAGCCACUACAUUCAGAAUUCAGUGUUCAAACUGACAAAUGACGUCUCCUGUCGAUCCUCACUCAUCUUCAUUGUUUGCUUUAGUUAUGGUCUUUAUUACAUGGAUGGCAACAAAUAUAACAUAAUAUAGUCACAGUUACAAACAUACAUUUCAGACUAUAGACACGUAUUACAUAGCUUUUGGUCAUUUGUGUUAAUACCAUUUCUGUAUUCAUUAUAGCUUUUAUAUAUAUAUACAUCCUGCAAAAAACACUAUAUUUUAGCAAAAGCUGCUGCGCUUUUAUAUUUACCUAUAUAUGUUUUAAUGUAUGUAUUAAUACAAUUAAUGUAUAAAUGUAAAUAAAAUUCAGUCCAUAUAUACCAUUUUUGUGUUUACUUUUUACAAUUUUCCGUUAUAUGUGUGGGUGGGGAGUUCACCAUGGCCGCUGAACAAAUUUUUAGCUCUCCAGGCUUUAACUCUUGUGAGCUGGGAGAGACAACAGAUCCUGACCCAGCCCUCACAAGCCAAAAGGAAGAACAAAUUUCCAAAAGGAAAAGUGAAAAGUAAGAUGUCUGAAUUUUAAAUGCAGCCAAAUUAAAGUAAAAAGUUACCAAAAAAUGGAAAUACCUUAUAGCAAAUAUACACAAAAACCUAUUUAAUUAAAUUAAUGAAUUAUAAUUCCUUGGUUACUGUCUCGCUUGACUCUAGUUUC